This is a messenger RNA of Cornus florida, 1876 nucleotides long. Its product is annotated as nod factor hydrolase protein 1-like. Gene Ontology annotation, cellular component: extracellular region. Bases 498 to 1625 code for a protein of 375 amino acids. Lineage: Eukaryota; Viridiplantae; Streptophyta; Magnoliopsida; Cornales; Cornaceae. The record is from RefSeq and is a predicted model, not a curated record. The transcript has 2 exons. Gene Ontology annotation, biological process: carbohydrate metabolic process; chitin catabolic process. Gene Ontology annotation, molecular function: chitin binding; chitinase activity.
CUUGUACGUUGUACUUUACUGUGUAUUCUCAGAGAAUGCAACACUUAAUAAUGUCAUAUUGUAAAAGCAAAAUGUGAUGGCAUUUUCAAAGUAAUAUUGAGCUCUCCCAAAUAAUAUCAAGCAAAGAAAGGUCCCAUUCCUAAACUUCAGAAUGGGAGGAAGCCGUACUCAUUUCGAUUACUUAUAUUGAAAUGUGUCACAAAGACUGCUUUCUAGAAAGAAAGAUAAAAAAAAAAUACCUAACCCUUUGUACUGGUCAAGACAACCUUUUUCCUUUUGUACCAUUCAAGUUCAACUAAACCCCAAAAAUAGCCUCCAUAUUUAACCCUUGGAAUCUAGACCCUACGUCCUAUAUAGAUAGGGGAAGAUAAACACAACUAUCCAGAACUUCAUAUUAGACAAAGUCAUAUGCCCUACUGAACAAAGGCUUUCUCUACAUUUCCUCUAUAUAUCUCUACACAAAAGCUAUAGUAAUAUCAUAUCCCAAAAUUCCAAGUAUGAAGGGCCUCGAAGCUUACUUUCUCUGCAUCUUUGUCAUCUUGAGCCUUACCACUAACCCUGCCAUGGCCUCAUCCUCGUCUCAGGCGAUCAAAGGUGCUUAUUGGCCUUCGUGGAGCUCAAAUUUGUCGCCAUCCGACAUCGAUACAUCGUUGUUCACCCACAUCUACUACGCAUUCCUAACACCUAACAAUGUCACCUUUAAGUUUGACAUAUCAAAUUCAGUAGCUACAAUGCUCCUCAGCUUCACAUCAACCCUUCAUGCAAAGAAUCCGCCGGUGAAAACCCUAUUCUCCAUCGGAGGAGGAGGCGAAGGCCCCUUAAUCUUUUCGCGCAUGGUAUCAACUCCUUCCUCCCGUAAGAAUUUCAUUGAUUCAACCAUACAAGUGGCAAGAAAAUUCGGUUUUGAUGGCAUUGACCUUGAUUGGGAAUUUCCUAAAACCACAACAGAUAUGGAACAUUUGGGCCACUUACUCAAAGAAUGGCGGGCCGAGGUCCGAAAGGAGGCUAAGGCCACAGCCCAAUCUCCGCUCUUGCUCGGAGCAGCCGUGUACUUCUCCUCGGACUUCUUCCUCGACGAUGUCUACCGGGCUUACCCCGUGGCUUCACUGAGUGAGAACUUGGACUUGGUCAAUGCCAUGUGCUAUGACUACCACGGUUCAUGGAACACUUCGGUCACGGGGGCCCAAGCUGCAUUGUUUGAUCCAAAUAGUAAUAUAAGCACAAGUUAUGGACUUGGGUCAUGGAUCAAGGCUGGACUCCAUCGAAAGAAGUUGAUCAUGGGCCUGCCACUCUACGGGAGGACGUGGCAGCUCAAGGACCCUAGAUCACACGGUAUCGGGGCGCCUGCCGUUGGUGUGGGCCCUGGAGACCUUGGAACAAUGACGUACUCCCAAGUGGAGAACUUCAAUAAGGAGAACAAUGCCACCGUGGUUUAUGAUGCAGACACCGUGUCUGUAUAUUCUGUUGCGGGGACAUCAUGGAUUGGAUACGAUGAUGCCAGAUCCACAUCAGUGAAGAUUGGAUUUGCUCAGUCCCAUCAUCUUGGUGGUUAUUUCUUUUGGGCUGUCAAUGGUGAUCAUGAGUGGAAAAUUUCUAGACAAGCUUCCAAGCUUUGGAUGCAUUGAGAAAAGAAAUGGAUCGGAGCUCUUUCAAUUGCAGGUGCCUUCAUCAGUUAACAAGCAGCUAAUCUGUCCUUUGUCAAUGUUUCUGCUUUUGUAGAUAAGAAUAUAGUUGGUUUAUAGCCCCCUUUUUUUUUUUUUGUUUCCUGGUUGAAGGGGUAUGCAUUUAUGGUGUUGUAUUAAGCUCCUGUUCUUUUUGUUCUUUCAAUAAAAUGUCGUAGCGAAAAAAUAUAUGCAUGAUAGGUGAUGUUGUGCUU